Molecule: messenger RNA, 2304 nt
Organism: Didymella exigua CBS 183.55
Lineage: Eukaryota; Fungi; Ascomycota; Dothideomycetes; Pleosporales; Didymellaceae
Exons: 5
Coding region: 1-2304 (767 amino acids)
Cellular component (GO): nucleus
Molecular function (GO): zinc ion binding; DNA-binding transcription factor activity, RNA polymerase II-specific
Source: RefSeq, a predicted model, not a curated record
AUGGCUUCGAACUAUGGUGACCCAGAUACCCGGAUGGGUGGAGGGCCAGGCCCAUACGGCAAUCAUAAUGGCACACCACCCGCGCAACAACAGCACCAGGACCUUACCGAUCCCGACCUUCAGCUGCAGGAAAAGCUUCAGCAGUUCAGCAACCAAGUCAUGCAUUCAGGCCCUCAGCAACACCAAUACCAGCAGCCAGCUCCAAUGGCCCCCUUGCAGGGCGCGCAUCCGCAUUUCCAACCGCAGCAACGACCGACGCAUUCGCCGCAACAGAUGGCGCACGUUGCAAUGAGCUUGGGAGAACAUACCGAACAAUUUGACCCCAACGACCCCAACCGAAAACGCUCAAAGGUGUCUCGAGCUUGCGACGAAUGCCGGCGCAAGAAGAUCCGCUGCGAUGCGACUAGCGAAAAUGGACCGGAAGCUUGCUCGAGCUGCAAGAGGACUGGAGCCAGGUGCCAGUUCAGUCGACAACCCAUGAAGCGUGGUCCUAGCAAAGGCUACAUCAAGGAGUUGGCAGACCGUCUUAACUCUCUCGAGAGCCAAAUUCAGCAACCGCAAGGCCAGCAGUUCGACCUCCAGAAUCUCACAGAGCAGAACUUUGCCGAUAUUCAGAGCCCGCCCCAAUUCCAUCGGAAACGCACACAUAGCAUGUCAGAGGGAUUCCAAGAUGCUUUCGGCCGGUCAAGCUGGUCCGGUCAGGACCGCGGUAACAACCACCCGCUCGAGCACGCCAUGCUCUCUCUGCUAACGAGUCAAGAAACACCGCUGAAUGGCGAUCGUCGUACCUCGUUCGGUGACAUGACCCUGGCUGGUAAUCUCAUCACAGGUUCUCACGAAGGGACGUUGAAAGCGUACUACAAUCUGAUCCACCCUACACUACCAGUAUUGCCGCAUGACUCAAACUCUUUGAAUCGCCUUUCGAAUUGUCCGCCAAAACUACGCGAGGCCUUCUUCCUCUCGCUCGACGUGUGUGUCCGAUCGUUUGCGCCCAGGGCAUUACCACAGAAUGACACAAGCGUGACCCAACUUUUACAUCAGACUUUCGCUUCAGUCGAUGUCGCGAAACUCGUACUCGGCGAUUCGGACCCGUCACGGCAAUUUUACAACAAUUUAGUUUACUGCCAGUCUCUAUUACUGCUUGCACUGGCAUCAGACAAGCCUGGUCCUGGAACCGUGGGAAGCAUCUCACAGUUGCUCGGCCAGAUUGCAGGGUGCAUCACUGAAGCCGGGUUCAACGACACUCGUGUUCUGACCUCACUGAAAGAACAUGAUCAAGACGCCUUUCAGGGUGCACGCCGUGUCUUCUGGUCUGCGCUCAUCUUAGACCGGUUCCAUGCUUCAAGCCGGUCAAAAGACAUAAUGUUGCCCCUGCACUCGGGCUCAUUAACCCGUGAUGAUUAUGCGGCACUGGGCGAUCUUGGCUACCACCUUGCCCGCGGUGCCAAGAUUGUAGGACAGGUGGCUGCUGUGAACCGUGCAGGCAGUGUACCGAGCAUAGAGCCUUCUUCGCCAUUCGCGUCUCUUCCUCUGGCUGCUGCUUCACCAGAGGCCAUCUACCUGAAUGGUCAACUGACAGGCUAUCAAGAGUCGAUUGACAUCACCGAUCUGACGGAUAAUUCGCCUCCUCAUCUCGCAUAUCACUACAUGCGCGUCUUUGUAGGACGCCUUUCAUCUCGGAACAUACUCUCGACUGAACUGCUCGGCCUUACCAAGGAACUGCUGAGGAAUCUGUCCAAUGGAACCAUCACGCCUAUCCACCAUAUAUGCGCCAGCCUAGUCGCAACCUCAUUGGUCGAGCUCUCCGAUAUAAUUGAGACUCAAGUCGAAGCGCACGCUGCGAUGAAGGAGAUGAGCGACGCCCUCAACAACGGACAGAUCAUCCAUCGCAGUUUGGACCACGCUGGUUGGGAUGCGGCAAUACGUGAAAUCCUGCAUCAGAAGCAGGCACCUAGCCCAAUAGCCAACGCAGUCCAGGAACAGACACCUUCUGCACCCGAGCCCAACAUGGCCGGUCUUCAGCACCUUGCCGCCGCCGCCGUUGGUGAGCGUGAAGGAACUGAACCCCGCCCAGUCAGCAGCGGAGGCAACGGCGCGCAGAGUCAGAACCACGAAUCUUCAUUGGCCAACACCGAGCACGAUCUGUCGGCGGCAAUGGCAGCCGCAAGUGAUGCUGCGAUGGCACAAGCUACAGCGGCUGCUGCACAGCAACAACUGACAGCGUCAUCGCCGAGCGCUAAGAACGGGAAUAAUUUUGAAUCGAGUGCGUUGAAGCAAGAUGACUUCAUGGCGUCGCUUUCCUGA